UUCCGGCCGCGCCGCGUCACUUCCGCCGGGCCGGGCAGGACGAGAUGGCGGCGCUGGGCGAGCCGGUGCGGCUGGAGCGAGACAUCUGCAGAGCAAUUGAAUUGCUGGAAAAAUUACAGAGAAGUGGAGAAGUGCCACCGCAAAAGCUACAGGCAUUGCAAAGGGUUCUGCAGAGUGAAUUCUGUAAUGCUGUGAGAGAGGUGUAUGAACAUGUGUAUGAGACUGUGGACAUCAGCAGUAGCCCCGAAGUCAGAGCUAACGCAACAGCAAAGGCCACGGUAGCUGCGUUUGCUGCUAGUGAAGGCCAUUCUCAUCCCAGAGUGGUUGAACUACCCAAAACAGAAGAAGGUCUUGGCUUCAACAUUAUGGGAGGCAAAGAACAAAAUUCUCCAAUUUACAUCUCUCGAAUUAUCCCUGGAGGUAUAGCUGACAGACAUGGAGGCCUGAAACGUGGAGACCAGCUGCUUUCUGUAAACGGAGUGAGUGUGGAAGGUGAGCACCACGAGAAAGCAGUGGAACUGCUGAAGGCAGCUCAAGGGAAGGUUAAAUUAGUUGUGCGAUACACACCAAAAGUCCUGGAAGAAAUGGAGUCCAGGUUUGAAAAGAUGAGAUCAGCAAAACGAAGGCAGCAAAAUUAACACUGUGUGCAAUAACUUAAAGAGAAAAUAUAUAUUCCUUUUGCA
Molecule: messenger RNA, 683 nt
Organism: Passer domesticus (house sparrow)
Lineage: Eukaryota; Metazoa; Chordata; Aves; Passeriformes; Passeridae
Gene: LIN7C
Product: lin-7 homolog C, crumbs cell polarity complex component
Exons: 5
Coding region: 45-638 (197 amino acids)
Biological process (GO): protein localization to basolateral plasma membrane; maintenance of epithelial cell apical/basal polarity; neurotransmitter secretion
Cellular component (GO): cell-cell junction; MPP7-DLG1-LIN7 complex; synapse
Molecular function (GO): L27 domain binding
Source: RefSeq, a predicted model, not a curated record